AUGGGCAUCCCACGCUUCGGUCUUCGCAUACGAAAUCAUGCGAGAAAGACAACACUUGGUGUCGCAAACAGCAGCACGACGACGACGAAGACGAGGGAAUCGCCUAGCAGCAGCAGCAGCAGCAGCAGCAGUCACCUCGUGCAUGAUGAUGAUGAUGAUGGUCCAGGAGUUGCAAUUAUUGAUGGACCGGGUCUGGCGCAUCAUAUUUACCAUGGACUGUGUGAAAAUUCCUCCUCGUCCUCCUCGUCGACAUCUACCGUUAUUACUUAUGGAGAUUGUGUGCAUGCGACGAUCGAGUGGUUAGAUCAGCUUCAGGGUUAUGGGUUUCGGAUAGACUCCAUCCUCUUCGACGGCGCACUCCCCGCAUCCAAAAAAGACGUCCGAAUCGAUCGACUGCAGAGUUAUAUUGCACGACUAAAGGCAUUCAAGAAAACAUCUCCGUCGGGCUUACCUUCUUCUUCUUCUUCUUCUUAUUCGAUGAUGACGACGACGAUGACUGCAGGCGGAUCUGCGAGAAAGAGUUUACCGCCACCUCCGUUUUUGGUCUUUGCGGUGGUAGAGGAGCUGGUGCGGUCCAAAUACGCAAAUGUCACAUUUGUCGUUCCGGGAGAGGCAGAUCCAUUUUGCGUUGUUGCCGCAGCGGAAGCAGCAGCAGCAGCAGCAGCACAAGCCAUGAUUUCUGGCGUACAGGAAGCAGCGUCGCCCAUUACGAUAUUUUCCGAUGAUUCAGAUCUCAUCGUCUUUGAAGCUGGCGCACAAACGAGAAUUGUCCCAUUUCGUGAUCUCACAGUCACGGAAAUGGGAGAGACGACGACGGUUCUUCAGGGAUACGAGUAUCGUCCCGCAGAAAUUCUCAGGCGAGAAAAGUGUCAUCUGUCGAGUUUGAUCAAGCCUGCGUUUUUCAUGUCUCUCGACCUUUUCUGCAAUUUGGGACAAGCUUUGCAACUCACUGCAGCAGCUGCAGCAGCUGCAGCAGAUUCUCCUGGUGGUGGUCUUCUGGAUGAUCGCGAAGAUUAUCAGGCUUUUGCGCAGCAGUUCCAUACUAGCAAGGAAGUCCAAGAGCUCGCAGAGAUUCGCAGCAACGACAUUUUGAAGAAUUCUCUGGCGUCUCGAGAUUCGAGAGUAUCUGAACUGGUGCAUCAAGUGCAGUUGCAAGCUCGCGGCGAGAUGACGGGUCCGAUGAGAGUUUACCUUCCAUUCAUUUCUGAUGAUCCUGCGAGGUCGACGGCGUGGAAUGUGGGUAGGGAGACUCGUGUGUUGGCUUAUUCGAUUGUACUAGUACUACUACAACCACAUGUACAACAACAACAGCAUGACUUCUUCAACAUACAGGAAUAUCGGCGCACGGGCGCUCGGAUCUCGGCCGUGCUGCUCGAACUCAUGAACAGCAGCGGCAGCGACAGCGACACGGAAGGCAUCAUUUCGACAUCGGCUCGUCUCGCAUCCUGUUUGCAAAAUGGACUGGAUACGGCGAAGGGUAUCAAUCUGCAGCAAGAAGCAGAUGCGUGGCGAUUUGUUGUGAUGGAGCAUGUUCUCACAUAUCUUCACUACGAAGGUCUCACGUUGCCGAGUAUCGAGGAUGCGGUGCAGGUCGUACUCCAAGGUAUAGGUAGUAGUAAAGAAGAGGGCAAGGAACGCAAAUGGCAGAUGGUCCACCUGGAUGCUCAAUACCAGGCUGCAUACUAUUCGUUUCGCAUGCUUCAACAGCUGCUGAUGGUUACUGCUGAUACGGCUGUCAAUCAUGAUGAUGCGGAUGAUGGGGAUGAUGAUUUCACGAAUCUACGGGGCAUUUUACAAAGUCUGCCACGAAUCUCCACAUUCUUCAGCAGCAAUAGAGAGGAGGAGGAGGAGUCGCAGAUGAAGAAGUGGCGGAAAGGUAUAGAGGCCAUGUUUGUAUCCAUGUCCAUCCUUGGCGACGAGGGCCAAGACGAGCUUGAGAACAACCAGAGGCAGACUCGGACUCGGUCUCGGAAGAAGAUGAAAAGGAGGCAUCAGCAUGAGCAUGGACAGGUAAAGCAGGAGCGAUCGGUGGAAGAUGCCAAGCUCGCCACGAAUCCUUAUGCAAUGCUUGCCGAGUGA
Messenger RNA from Sphaerulina musiva SO2202, 2079 nucleotides. RefSeq lists its product as uncharacterized. The record is from RefSeq and is a predicted model, not a curated record. The transcript has 3 exons. Bases 1 to 2079 code for a protein of 692 amino acids. Lineage: Eukaryota; Fungi; Ascomycota; Dothideomycetes; Mycosphaerellales; Mycosphaerellaceae.